This is a messenger RNA of Maniola jurtina (meadow brown), 8908 nucleotides long. RefSeq lists its product as uncharacterized. Gene Ontology annotation, molecular function: guanyl-nucleotide exchange factor activity; protein binding. The record is from RefSeq and is a predicted model, not a curated record. Gene Ontology annotation, cellular component: plasma membrane; nucleus. The transcript has 32 exons. NCBI's taxonomy places the organism in Eukaryota, Metazoa, Arthropoda, Insecta, Lepidoptera, Nymphalidae. Bases 210 to 7970 code for a protein of 2586 amino acids. Gene Ontology annotation, biological process: signal transduction.
GCACGUGUGACGUUUACGUUUCGUUUUUCCGAAGCUUUUCGAGAAUUUCGCGAGAAAUUUUGCGCUCAAGUUUAAAAGUUAAACUUGUGUUUUAUAGGACUUGAGUGAAAUGUGGCCGUUUUCUGUGGAUUUUUCGAGUGUGGUACAAAACUAUUGUGUUAUGUGUAUAUAGGAAUACAUCUUGAAAGGACCUUUUGUAUUGAUCAAAAAUGCUGAAGUGGACGGUGUAUGGUAAAAAGAAUCAAGACAUACAAAUAAAUAACGAUGAAGAAACAGAGGAAGCAGAACCAUACACGCAUAAAGUAUAUGAUGAUAAAAUUAGACGAUCUUUAGAUGCACAGACUGUCAAAAAAAGUAAAAAGCCUAGUAGAUAUCAAAGAAGAUCCUUAGGUGCAGCUGCUAGAAAAAAUAGCUGUCGAAAUGUAGAUAAAGAAAAUAUUAACUGUAUAGGCAAUACACCGAAUCAUUUUAGAGAAGGAUUUGUUAAGAAACUUGAUAGCAAUGCUUUAAAAGACGUUAGUAAUAUCACUCCUACUUUAGGUACCCCAAAUGUCGAAAAAAGAAUACUCUAUCGGGCUGCAUCCAAAGACGAUAUUCCCCCAGAUUUACCUCCUACUCCUCCCACCUAUAGUAGAAGAGUCAGAGAGGCAAAGAAGAGAAAACUCGAAAUGACUAGCUGCAAUAAUAACGUAGUUUUUAAUAGAAAUAGUUGUAUUUAUAAAUCGGAGCGAAGAAUAAAGCAAGACAGAAGUUUAAUAGCAUCACCUAAACUAAGUCAUAGUGUUUCUGAACCAUCUUUGAAUGAGUUAUCAGAAAGAUUAAGUUCAUCCUCAGGUAGUAACAGAAGUUCUUUUGCAAUAACAAAGCAAAUAAAUAAUAAGAAAAUGGUAAGUACCACAAAAAGUGCAAGUGAAGGUCUAGUGGAAAUAGAAUAUGAAAAGGAUUUAGUUAUAAAUUGUGUUGAAAAACCGGUUAUUCUUGAUAAAGAAAAAUUAGAAAGGUCUACUUUACCUAUAUUUGGUCACCGUCUAUUUACAGACAAUCCUUUAUAUUUCAAUAAAAAUGAAGAUGGUUCACCUAAUAUUAGACCAUUAAAACGGACACGGAAAAAAUCGAAUGAUUUUGAAAGUUCUUUUAAAUCUCCCUCAAUUGAUAAGAAAGACGUACAUUCAUUAGUUAGAGAUGGUUGUUCUCCUUCUGUCACACCACUGUCUGUAAAAUUAGCUGCUCUAAGAUUUAGCACUAUGAGUACGCAUACUAAGUCACAACGAGCUGUUUGUAACAACGAUAUAACAGAAUUCUUCCCAAAAAUAGAAAAUCAUUUCACUAUUCCAUUAAGGGAUGAAGAAAGCUCUACUGAAAUGGAAAAUAAGUUUAUUCUUGAGAAAGAGUCUAUAAAUAGCGUAUCAGAGUCAACAGUCAAGAGUUCAACCUCUCAGAUGGGGGAUGUAACUCUGGAAAGAAUGAUAGAAGACAUUAUAAAAAGUACGAAAAUAGUAAAAUCUAAAAGAAGAAUAUUCAAUAAUAUACAGAAUGAAGAUAAAACAUCGAUUGAAGAAGAAAUUCCUACAAUUGAAUCAAUAAAAGACUUGUUUGUGAAACCACAAACUGAAAUCAAAACUAAUUUAAUUAAAGAAGCUAGAUACGUGAACUUAUCAAGAGAAAAUUCAGUAUCUCCAAAAGCUACACCUAUUAAAAAAAGAACUCCAAUUCAUAGAGUAAACGACAAAUUACUAAAAAAUGUUCCUAUAGGAGGAUUCAUCUUGGAUGAUGGCGAUGGAUAUAAUGAGAGAGAAGUACGAACUCCCGACAAUUGUGUAGAUGUUAAACCUAAGUUAAGUAUUUAUAAUCAUGUUAAUAUGCCAUUAAAUAGGACGCGAUCAAUGAACUCGUCUCUAACUGAGAAAGGAAAUCUGCAGCAAGUAUCAUCUGAAUCAACACCAGACUUAUAUUCUGCGAUAAGAGAUUGCAAAAAUAAUAGAUUGAGAAGACAAAAAUGUAUUCGCAGAAAAAAGUCUACUGUUAGUAUGGAUAGUCUUUGGAAACAGAAACAAACUGAAUCUAAAUCUUCUUUGGUCCUAACUUUGGAAAUGGGUUUACCCAGUCCAGCUACAGAACUACAAAAUUCUUCAUUAUGUGAACCAAUAAGUACGCAGUAUACUAGAAUGAUUUCUUCAGAAAAGGAUUAUCCACUAAACGAUUCAAUGAGGUCUUAUGUAUCACACAGCAGUUUAAAACCGAAUGAACCAGUGCAAAACACAAGAUCGAGGGAGCUAUUUGGUUUAACAUUAGAAAAUGGCAUUCCUAGUCCAAUUACUCCAUUACCGAAUCUCAAGAGAUCCAGUAAUGCCCUAAGUGAAGAAAGAGCUCACAAAACGAGUAAGUUGGAGGAGGAUUUAUUUUCGAAUGAUGUGAUGACACCAGUGCUAGAACAUAAAACAUCGAGACGAUGUCUUACGUACUCUCCAGAAGACAGUAGUAUAAGCAGCAGUGAAGAAAAAAGACGAAGCGUUGCAAGCAACCGUUUAGAGAGAAGCGGUGAUCGAUUUCAAACCAUAAAAGGAACAAUUGAUUUAGAGAUUAUUAUGAGAAAUAAUAUCAUAGACGUGCACGUGAUUCGAUGUCGAGACCUGCAACGUUCUUCGGGGAAAGUCGACGAUAUCAAUGCAUAUGCAAAGGUUGUAAUCAGCGGGGUGGCCGAAGAUCAAAGUUUGCCAUCUCAACGAUCAAUAUUCCAGCGAACCUCAGUCCUCUACGGGAAGAGAGAACCGGAGUUCCAACGCCAUCUGAAACUGCCGUUGCCGGCUGCUGUAUACGAUCAUCAAAUUCUGCACAUCUCUGUAUGGCACAGGGAUAAGAAAUACAGGCGGAGCGAGUUUCUAGGAUGCGUCUCGUUUCCGUUGAAAGAUGCGAUUAAAAGCGACAUUUCCGGCACGUACUUCCUGCAGCAGGGGCGCCAGAGCGCGGCGCAGGACGGGCGCGUGACCGAGCGGUGCAAGAUGGCCACUGACAACACUGAGACUAGCACCAAUGAGGGCGCCAAAGAAAGUUCUGACAAAGGCGUAGCAUCCAACGGCCCAUCAACAAAUCAAGCUCAAGUAGCAGCAGCGUUGCAACGUGAGGCAGAUGAGCACCUGUUCCUGAGAUACCUGGAGCUCGACCCUCCUGAGGACCCCGCUGCACCGCGCCGGGCGCAGCGAAAUGGAAGAACACCAUUUACGACUACUAGAAAGUUAGUAAGAGCGAUGAGUGGUGGUUUCGGUUUCACGGUCGUCUGGACUCGCCCUCCCAAAGUAGAACGAGUAGCAGCGGGAGGAUCAGCAGAAAAAGCUGGUCUUCGCGCUGGUGACUACAUCGUGUUUGUUGGUAACAAGAACGUAGUUACUGCUUCAGAGGAAGAAGUCCGGAAUCUUGUCAAAGCAGCAGGACAGACCUUGAACUUAGAGACCUUCAGACGCGUGCCACAAAACGGUGUUGGAGUUAAGCCACGCCUUACUCAAGUCACUAUACCGGCACCAGAAUCAACACCGCCUCCAGCUCCAAGAUCCCCAAGGGCUGCGGCCUUAGCCUCCCCUGCAGCAGCCGCCAGGCCUCCAACGGCCUGUUCCUCUACCAGUCAGUCUCUGGAUAGACGCAAGCUACACCUGCCCCAAGUUACAUUUUCAAAGGAGACCACAGGCCUAGCAACUGAUGGAAGGAAAAGAGCACUUCUUGCCCUAGUAGCAAGGGAACAGCAUUAUGCAACCUGCCUGCAAUUUGGUCUUGUCCGAUUCGUCUCACCCUUAGCUGAAAGAGCAGACCUCAUUGCUCCAAGCGACCACCAGUUAUUGUUUCAAAAUAUUGAAGAGAUAUUUAGGCUAUCGGAGGAUAUUUUGGACCAAAUAGUUCAAGACGAUGGCGAAAUACAGACGUCGACGGUUCUCGCUGUAUACUUACAAAAGGCUCCUGUGUUCCUUAGUCUUUAUAAGAAAUAUUGUCUGGGACUGAAAAGAGCUGAUUGCGUAUUGGUAAAAAAGUCAAAAGACCCCAGCGGGGCGUUCUCAAGGUUCUGCACUAGUCCCCCAAUUCCAAGAAGAAGGCCAGAUAUUACGUCAUUAGUCCACAAACCACUCGAGCAAUUUCGGGAACUCCUUAGAUUAAUGAGAGCAGCGGCUAGUUGUAGUGGGUCAGGGCCUUACGACCAACUUGAAAAGAAGCAACUUCAAGUUAUUGUGGAACAGUUGCAGUGUGGUUACCAAGAUGUGACAGCGGGAUCAGGUUUGAUGGGACUCGCUGGAGAUGGAAAACCGUUGUUGUCUGUUGCCGACCUUGAAAGUCGACUCGUGUUCACUAGAUGUAAGCCAUUCGUCUUAAGCACAGCAGGGAGGCAAUGGAUAUUCGGCGGAGAACUGUCAAGAGUGGAAGGCAGAACAAUCCGACCGUACUGGGCCUUACUGUUCUCAGAUCUGCUGCUAUUUGCCACAGUGUCAAGGGAUCGAGUCCUCUUUGUAACAGAGGAGCCGGUCGCAUUGGGGACGGUGUCAGAAGCUCAGUUCAAUGUUAGGAAAAAAGCGACUGAAUUCCGGCUAAUCUUGGGUCGAGCUGGUGGUGAAAGUCCGUUAGUGUCAUGUGCUCCGCGGACACCAGCGCGCUCACGGCCCAUCGUUUUAAGGGCGCCUUCCAUUGACCUAAAGGCCGUGUGGCAGAGCUUACUGCAAAGACAAAUAUAUCGCGCACACACGAUGUCAGGAACACCUCUUGGCUCACCGCUGGACUCGCCAGAUCCACAGCUGACCUUCAGCCUGGCAACCCUCGAUUCCCAACAGAGACAGACUCGACGUAGCUCAGCAGAAACGCAAACAGGAGGAGGUGGGAGUGCUGUAGAAGUUCCUAGGAGUAACAGAAGUCGAGGGUCCACGUUACACUUGCAGAGAUGGAUGACUCAGUUACCUGAGGCUGAAGAGUUAGACCCCCCAGAGCCAGAUAUGGAGAUGUGGAGUGUAGAAGAGCUAAGAAAGAGAUCGAAAGAACUAAAUCUUUUAGAAGUAGCAGAACUUAUAGAGAAUAAUACGAAAAAUGAAAAUAGAGAAAGUACUGUUGUUAAUCGUGUGGAAAAGAAGGAAAAUGACCGAAGUCCAUCCAAAAGUAGUAAUUCUGGUAGUCAGAUAACUGUCCGAACGAGUCCAGUUGUAGUUGAUACUAUUCCGGUUUGCCGGCAGUGUCACAAGAAAUGCUUAUCCAAGCCAAAUAGUCCAUUAAUAUCACAAAAAGAACCACCAGUACCUCCUAAGCCAAAAGCCGAAACUUCGCCUCAAAAUUCUGCCUCAAAUAAAAGUAAUACUAGCAUUUGUAGUGCAAACUGUGGUAACCGUAAACAAAAACAUUUUUCUCACUUAGAACGUAAAGGUGCAAUUAGGAUACGCCCUGAAGAUGCCCCUAAGGCAGCUAUGAAAGUAAUUGAUUCAAUAGAACAAAGUCAAAGGAUGCUCAAAUCAAAAUCCUAUGAACUGAAAACAGAUUCACCGAUUUUGAACACAAGCAUCACAAGAAGUCACAGUCAUACAAAGAGCCAUUUGGAACUGAGAAAAGAACAUUCUAUUAUGUCACCUAGUCCCACUUCUAGUAGUAGGAAUAGUCCUCUGUCCACUAGCCACACAACAUGUAGCUCAAUGGUAUUUAACUCUAGUUCAAACGACUUAAGAACCUCAAGUUCAAAUAUAGCUAAUCAAGUGCAAUGUGUUAUAGCUCAAGAGAAAUACUUAAACGAGGUUAAAUGUGUAGAAAGCAUAACGCUUUCAAGAACGAAAACAUCAGCUUAUCCUUCACCGGCAACCUUAAGAAAAGAUGAACGAACGAGACAAAAAGCUGAAACGGUAUUAAAUAAGGUAUUAGGCAUGAACAUAAUAACCAAACGAGAAAACGUCGGUACACGCCUACGAACUUCAUCAGUCUUUUUGGACGACGAUUCAAUACAUGAAGAUGAUAAUGACUUCAGAAUACAAAGAGGCCUUCGAAGAUCGCCGAGAAUGGGUAUAUCAGCUGUUAGCAAAAUGAAUGGUGAUAUAAGUAAAAAAACUGAAAUGCUUGAAGAUAUAAAUGCAAACACAAAUGACGUAUUAUCUGAUGAAGAUUCAGAGCUAGGUCCCCUUAUGUUAAUGGGUCUUUCUGCUAUUAAUCCCGCAGCACAUCUUAUGAGAGUUGAGCCAUUUAAAAGGACACAUUUUGAACUAUCUGCAACUAGCAUAAAUACGGUCAAUUCAAGACCAGGCAGUCUAGGUUCAAUAAAAUCCGAAUCUCCCGUGCCGAAUAUAGCAGUUGUCCCACCAACUCCUGAUUAUAAUACGACUAAUAAGACUGAUCAGCUUGUAGAUGAAUCUCCCGAUUCCCCAGACGCCCCAGAUGAUUUACCUUAUGUGUCGUUAAAAAGGUAUGGCACAAUGUCAAGCCUGGAAAGGCUGCCAUCCGAUGAGACUGAUGAUGGUAACGUAAGACUGACUGCACAGGAGCCAGAUACUUCCAAAACGUAUAGCACAGAAUUUCCAGAUCUCUGCCUAAGUAAUUGUAAUGAGAAUGAAACGUUUGCAGUAACAAGUGCAGCGGGUGGUAUAAUGGGCUGGACAGCACGUGCUGGUUCAUUUGUUGUUGAGAAGAUGAAUAUUUUUAGUCACACGGAAAGCGUGCCAAAUACCUCAAUAGCGCAUAAACAACCAUCUUUCUUAGAACGGUGCCUUGGGGUUGGUGAUUGGAAGUCAGCCAUUGGUACUGAAGAGGGUACAGUUGAAACCGGAGAAGGUAGUGGGGCAAGCGGAGAAGAUGCUUGGGGUACACCAUCAUCUGGCGAUCUCUCAGACAAUCUCCCUGAUUCUGAACAUGGGACUCUCUCUUCACCAACAAAGUCUUCCUCUUCGUAUGCCGGUGAUGAUGAUACAGAACUAAUGAUGGAUGAGCUUUUAAUGGCACCUACAAUAACUGGACCUACUACUUUAAGGCCACUUUUACCGAGAGACGUAUUUAGAAGAAGAUUGGAACCUUUAUUAGAAGAAGAUGGUUCUGAUAGUGGAAGUGAGGACAAUAAACCUACGCCUACCAAUUCUGAUGACCAGGGCAGCGAGCGUGGCGUCGGUGCUGACGACUGUUCCGACGCGCCGCACCGACCACCCUCUGCUUCCGAAUCAGAAGCAGAGGACGGUGUGUGCGACGCGGGGCCCGAGUGCCAUGGAGAGGUGCUCACUGGUGGCGCCGCGUGCGAGCUGAGUCCCGACCGGACUCCCACCAACGAGGUGCCUUCGAUGCCCUUACAAUCUGUUUCAAAAGAGUGUGUGGAGCGAGCAUCUGUUGGCGGCGGUCGGCGGGGCUCAGCCAGUUCAGCCAGCACGCCCUCCACACUCGAACGCACCACUAUCCACAACCCCACACCCCUACAUCAGCUGUCACCAGCUUCGGAGCCACCACCAGUAGCCGAGUGUUCGCGGGAGGAAGCGCGGCCAGCGUCGCCGGAGCGGCUCAGCCCCCGCGCGGAAAUGCGCCUGGCGCUCGACCAGGGCAAGGACAUAUUGGCGGAACAGGAAGUGGCAUGGGGUGGCGCGCGCGACCACUGGUCGUUUCGCGCGGCGUGCCAACGCUCGCUGGUGCGACGCGUAGCGAGCGCGGACGCGGUCACGCUGUGCCGCACCGCCCCUCAUACUACUUCGCGCAGUUCUGUAUAUGCUUGGAAAGCUCCAGAAACCGAACCGAAACUUACGGAGAUGGAGCAACUGGCACGAGCGGAAGCUCUGACGAUGCGUUCGCGGACGCGCUCUCAAUGCCAGAACGGGAAGAUAUUGGGGUUCCUCCGCCGCCGAGCAUCCUCCGAUAGCCCUCGCCGCGAACCCUUCCUGCUGAACGCGCGGCCUUUCUCCCCCCGGCGAAGCACUGAGAAGCAUUUCGAGAAACGAUUCUGGAAACAAGUGACCAGAAGACGUCAAUCUUGUGGCUCCAUCAGCCAAAUAUAGAGACUAAAAAAAUUAAAAGACUUUCAAAACUGAAAAACGUGUAAGUGUUCAUCGUCUUGUACUUAAAGGUAGAAAGAUUUACAAAGAAGUUAUAAAUAGGAUUCGAAUCGACGUAGACAGUGGCAGUGAUCGCAUAUACAAUGGACCAAGAAAAGAUACGUAAGAUUGUCACAGACUGAAAUUGAAUCGGAUUUGAUGAUUUUGGAGCAACGAAUGGAAUGAAUGAAGUAGAAAGUUUAAGAAUAGUUGGGAUGCCAAAAAAUUCCUGACGUGAAAGUAUUUGCCAAAACACUGACGGAUGGGACCUGUCAACUGAACUUCAUAUCGUAGGUAGAAACCAAGUGGUUCAACUAGGUACUGGUGUAGAUAGCAAUUCUUUAAGGCCUAACAUGCUUAUUAUUGUGUACUAUAAAACUGUGAAAGAUGCGGUUAAAGUUUCUUCUACGUAGAUGUACAUAUAGUGAAAGGAAGUAGAGUAAGCUUUUUAAUAAAAAAAGGCUUGAUCUUUGUAUAAUAUAAUUGUUUUAGCAAAUUUCUUGUAACGCUGUUGACUAUUGAGAAUUGAAUGUCUUUCAUACACUUCAUUGUUAAUUAGAUAUUUGUUAAAUAUAAUAAAAUAUUGAUGUACUUACUUAAUUUAAUUUUGAUGGUCCCAGGGCUUAUUAAAUUAAUGUCAAACUUAAAUUUAAAAGUAAUGUUUACCCAGUUGACUAUUUCAACUGGUUAAUCUAACAUUUACGGUUGAAUCUUGAAACAUAAUAAUAACGUUUCAUGAAAAUAACCUUAGUAUAAUAAAAUUGGAAGUUUUUGAAGUAAAUCGUCGAAUUUAUUAUUUUUUAAAAUCAAUAUUACUAUUGUGAGUCUGUGGGCUACAAUUUUAAGAUUGUUCUUUGUAUAUCUCUCAUUUCCAAUGUCGCAAAUAAACUUCUUAAAUUUCA